Messenger RNA from Diaporthe amygdali, 903 nucleotides. RefSeq lists its product as uncharacterized. The transcript has a single exon. The record is from RefSeq and is a predicted model, not a curated record. NCBI's taxonomy places the organism in Eukaryota, Fungi, Ascomycota, Sordariomycetes, Diaporthales, Diaporthaceae. Bases 1 to 903 code for a protein of 300 amino acids.
AUGAAGUCAACGACAGCAUCCCUCAUCAUCGCUCUGGCCUCGACGGCCAUUGCCCAGCCUCAUGGCCACCACCAGCACCAACACCCGGCACGCGCUGCCCACCAGCACCACCACAAGCGCGACCUCGUCACCGAGUGGGACACCGUCUGGGUCACUGAGACCGUGACAGAGCUCAUCGACGACACCACCACCGAGUGGAUCAGCCCUACACACAGCGCAAGCACUCCGUCGACCACCCUGGCCACCGUCACAUCAUCGGACGGCGGCGAGUUCUUCGAGGGCUCCUCGGCUACUCCCUCCAGCACUCCCCAGCAGGUUGUUGCCCCGCCACCUGCCGUUGAGACCCCCAGCUCGGCUGCAGCAGUUGUUGCACCUGCUCCCGAGCCCACCACCAGCAGCAGCUCCACGUCAGUCUACGUCGCUCCCCAGCCCACCGUCGCGCCCGUGGAGUCCCCCGCCCCGGCAGCUGCUCAGGUUGAGAGUUCCGCUGCCCCCUCCGUCGCGGCCGUGCAGACCCCAGCCGCAUCUGCCGACACCGGCAGCACUGUCAGCACAAACACCAACGCCGCCUCCGUCCUGGGUUCCGGCUUCCUGUCCGGCGAUCUGACAUACUACGCGGUGGGGCUCGGUGCCUGCGGUGAGGACGACAGCGGCAAGGACAUGAGCGAGAACAUCGUCGCCAUGUCGUCCGCGGUCAUGGGCUCGCAGUCCAACGGCAACCCCAUGUGCGGCAAGAGCAUCAAGAUCUACAACAGCGCCAACGGCAAGACCUCGACUGGUGUCGUCCGCGACAAGUGCCCCAGCUGCGUGAAGGGCAGCAUCGACGUGUCGCAGAAGCUGUUCGAGGAGCUUGGCGACCUCGCCGACGGCCGCAUCGAGAUCUCCUGGAACUGGGCCUCUUGA